AUGGGAGAGGAACCCAGAAGAGGAGGAGAGAAGAAUUGCUGGGCUUCUAAAGUCAUGGCGGGCUUGAAGUUCAAAGAUGUUGUCAUUUACUUCUCUCAAAAGGAGUGGGAAUGCUUGUUCUCUACUCAGAAGGAUUUAUACCGAGAUGUAAUGUUGGAAAAUUACAAUAACCUGAUCUCACUGGGACUUUCUGACACUAAGCCAAGUGUGAUCUCCUUAUUGGAGCAGGGGAAAGAGCCCUGGCUGGGUAAGAGGAAGGAGACAAAAGAAUGGUGUCCAGACUGGGAGUCUGGAGGAGAAACCAAGAAUUUAUCUCCAAAAGAGGGUAGUUAUGAAAUUAAAUCAUUACAGCAGGAGAUGGUCCGAAAUAACAGAAAAAUCAAACACCCAGUGGAGAGACAACAAGGGCAUCAGGAGGGACAUUUCAGACAAGCUGUAAUAACCUCUGAAGAAAGGUCCACAUCUAUUCAGUGCACAGCCCGUAGAGAAGAUCAGAGAAAUGAUACUGGAAAGAAAUCCUGUGACUGUAAGAAAUGUAAGAACACUUUCAGGUGCCAGUCACAUCCUAUUCAACAUGAAGGAAUUCAUAAUGAGGAAAAGGAUUCUGAAUGUGGAGAAUGUGGGAAAAUCUUUAAUAGUAGAUCAGACUUGAUUAAGCAUCAGAGACAUCAUGAAAGCAAAAACUGUAAUGAAAAUAAGAAAUGUGCCUUUAUUCAUGACUCUGGAAUUACUCAACCUCAGAGCAUUAAUACUGUUGAGAAACUUCAUGACUGUAAGGAAUGUGGGAAGGCCUUUCAUUCUAGUUCACAACUUAGUCAACAUCAAAGGAUGCAUAUAGGUGAGAAACCCUAUAAAUGUAAGGAGUGUGGGAAAGCUUUUCCGUCUACCACACAACUUAAUCUACAUCAGAGAAUUCACAGCGAUAAGAAAUACUAUGAGUGCAAGGAAUGUGGGAAGGCCUUUACCCGUCCCUCACACCUUUUCCGACAUCAGAGAAUCCAUACUGGUGAGAAACCCCAUAAAUGUAAGGAAUGUGGGAAAGCUUUUCGUUAUGACACACAACUUAGUCUUCAUCAGAUAAUUCAUACUGGUGAAAGACGCUAUGAAUGUAAGGAAUGUGGGAAGGUAUAUAGUUGUGCCUCACAGCUGAGUCUACAUCAAAGAAUUCAUACUGGUGAGAAACCCCAUAAAUGUAAGGAAUGUGGGAAAGCUUUUAUCUCCGAUUCACAUCUUAUUCGACAUCAGAGUGUUCAUACAGGUGAGAAGCCCUAUAAGUGUAAGGAAUGUGGGAAGUCCUUUCGUCGUGGAUCAGAACUGACUCGACAUCAGAGAGCUCAUGCUGGGGAGAAACCCUACGAAUGUAAGGAAUGUGGAAAGGCCUUUACUUGUAGCACAGAACUUGUUCGACAUCAAAAAGUUCACACUGGUGAGAGACCCCAUAAGUGUAAGGAAUGUGGGAAGGCUUUUAUCCGAAGGUCAGAACUUACUCAUCAUGAGAGAAGUCAUAGUGGUGAAAAACCCUAUGAGUGUAAGGAAUGUGGGAAGGCCUUUGGUCGUGGCUCAGAACUUAGUCGACACCAGAAAAUUCACACUGGUGAGAAACCCUAUAAAUGUAAGCAAUGUGGGAAGGCCUUUAUUCGUGGCUCACAUCUUAGUCAACAUCAAAGAGUUCAUACAGGACAGAGGAGUGAAUAA
Propithecus coquereli (Coquerel's sifaka) is the source of this 1695-nucleotide messenger RNA. Its product is annotated as zinc finger protein 571-like. The record is from RefSeq and is a predicted model, not a curated record. The transcript has 5 exons. Gene Ontology annotation, biological process: regulation of DNA-templated transcription. NCBI's taxonomy places the organism in Eukaryota, Metazoa, Chordata, Mammalia, Primates, Indriidae. The coding region runs from base 1 to 1695 and encodes 564 amino acids.